UAGCUACACUUGGCGGCAGCGGCGUGACUUACGGCCGCCCCUCGUCGCGCGUCCUUGGGCGGGAAUGCGGGCGGGAGUGCUCCUGCGGGCCCGCGGGGCGGGAUGACCCAGUCGGUGGUCGUCCAGGUCGGGCAGUGCGGGAACCAGAUCGGCUGCUGCUUCUGGGACCUGGCGCUGAGGGAGCACGCCGCGGUCAACCAGAAAGGAAUUUAUGACGAUGCACUAAGCAGCUUUUUCAGGAAUGUGGAUACCAGAGUGGUUGGUGAUGGCGGCAGUAUUUCCAAAGGAAGAAUAUCUUCUUUAAAAGCACGAGCCGUUUUGAUUGACAUGGAAGAAGGAGUAGUGAAUGAAAUUCUCCAAGGACCCCUGAGAGAUGUGUUUGAUAGCAAGCAGCUCAUCACGGAUAUUUCUGGCUCAGGAAAUAAUUGGGCUGUGGGUCACAGAGUGUUUGGAAGUCUUUACCGGGAACAGAUUUUGGAGAAACUCCGGAAGUCAGCAGAGCACUGUGACUGCCUGCAGUGCUUCUUCAUCAUACACUCCAUGGGGGGAGGAACAGGAUCUGGACUUGGCACGUUUCUGUUAAAGGUGCUUGAAGAUGAGUUCCCAGAAGUGUACAGAUUUGUGACAGCGGUUUUUCCUUCCAGCGAGGACGAUGUCAUCACCUCACCUUACAACAGCAUGCUGGCCAUGAAGGAGCUGAAUGAGCAUGCAGACUGUGUGUUGCCCAUUGACAACCAAUCUUUAUUUGACAUCAUUAGCAAAAUUGAUCUUGUGGUAAAUUCUGGAAAGUUGGGUACAGCUGUGAAGCCUAAGAGUCUAGUUACUUCAAAUGUAGGGGCUGUUAAAAAGCGCCACACGAAGCCUUUUGAUGCAAUGAACAACAUUGUGGCCAAUCUGCUCCUCAGCCUGACAAGCUCUGCGAGAUUUGAGGGGUCCCUUAAUAUGGACUUGAAUGAGAUCAGCAUGAACUUGGUUCCUUUCCCUCAACUUCAUUAUCUUGUCUCAAGCCUUACACCUCUGUACACACUGGCAGAUGUUAACAUUCCCCCUCGAAGAUUGGACCAGAUGUUUUCAGAUGCCUUUAGUAAAGAUCACCAACUCAUUCAAGCAGACCCCAGACAUAGUCUCUACCUCGCCUGUGCCCUCAUCGUUAGAGGAAACGUACAGAUUUCAGAUCUGCGCAGAAAUAUUGAAAGAUUAAAACCUGCUCUGCAAUUUGUCUCCUGGAAUCAAGAAGGCUGGAAAACUAGCCUGUGUUCAGUACCGCCCGUGGGUCACUCCCAUUCAUUAUUGGCUUUAGCAAACAACACGUGUGUGAAGCCUACUUUCAUGGAACUGAGAGAAAGGUUCAUGAGGCUCUACAAGAAAAAGGCUCACCUGCAUCACUAUCUGCACGUUGACGGGAUGGAGGAAGGUGCCUUUGCAGAUGCUCUGUCCUCUCUGUCAGCACUCAUACAGGAGUAUAAUGAACUGGAUGCCACAAAGGGCAUGCCUGUGCAGGAUGUGCCUAGGCUGAGCGUGGCCUUGUGAAAGAAGAAGCUGAAAAUGCAUUGUUACUCUUUUCUGAUUCACGCUGGUGUUUGUCCCCUUUCUCUUUCUGCAUUUUCUGUGAUUCAGAAAGCCCAAUUUGUUUUUCACAGUAUCGGGAAGUAUUUUAUCUAAAACAAUGGUGUCUAUUUUAUUAUAAUUUUUUUAUACCAAUGUGUGGGAUCACUUCUAGCAAUUUGUCGAAAUUAAGAGAGAGCCUGGCAUGGUGAUACACGCAUGUAAUCCUAGUGUGUCUGACAUACAGGAUAACCGCGUGGGCCAGCCUGGGCUACACAGUGAGAGCCACUGUAGAGUGAAAGAGUGGUUCCCAUCGCCUUGCUUUACUCAUGGCUUCCUUCUGCAGACCUUUGCACACUGUGAACGCCUCAGGAAAGACUGUAGAUUCUUUUUAUAUUUAUGCUUUAUGUUUUCAUACUCUGUUUAAGUGCUGGAAAAGGAGGUCCUAGGAAUGGAAGGACACAGUGUAUGAUGUCUGUGGACUUUUGAGGAUAGUUUUUAUUAAAACUGAAAAGACUGCUUUGCUGUUUGAGUAAUAAUAUGUUUGUAUUCAAGAGAAUCACAACUUAGACAUCCAGUCACGUUUAAAAUGAAGAAUUUAAAGGCAAAUGUUUAUCACGUCACCGUUUGCACACCGAGCAGAACAUGCCAGGCUUGCUAUCGUCAUCUGAAUUUGGUAGUAAAUAAAUGGUCUUUAUCUAUGGAAAUUAUUCAAGUCUCCAUAAUCUUUGGAAUCUUUUAUGUUGUUUUUAGUUCUGAUCCAUUGGUUGGUUUAAUCCUUCAAGGAAAUAAUUUUUAGGGAAAAAAUUCAAGAAAAAAUAAUCUAUUGUAUGCUUUGUUUAUUAAUAUUUUAUGUUUCUUUUGCUAAAUAAGUAUUCUAAUUUUGGUUUUACAUCAGUAAUUUAUUUUUUUAUAGUAUUUGGUAUAAAAAUUGCAAUAUACAGUUAUUAACAGUAGUCACAGACAUUCCAUUUUCUCCUUCCUAGAAGAAUCUUAACUGAUAUUCAGAACGUGGCAAUGAAGACUAUAGAUACAUUUAUAGUAUCAUUUUUAAGAAUCUAGCCAGGCAGUGGUGGCACACGCCUUUAAUCCCAGCACUCGGGAGGCAGAGCCUCUCUGUGAGUUUGAGGCCAGCCUGAGUUCCAGGACAGUCACCAAGACUACACAGAGAAACCCUGUCUUGGAAAACCAAAAUAAAAUAAAAUAAGGAAUCUUGCUUUCCUUCUAAUUAUCAUGUGAUGGGAUCUGAUGGACUGCAUUGCCAAGUACAGGAUAAAAUUUAAAUUAUGUCUUUCUAUAUCUAUAGAAAAUGUUUUCUUAUAAAUUGUUUUUUUUUCCCAUUAUAUGUGAAAUCCUUAUAUGGUAUCAUCUAUGUGUAUAUUACAUAAUUAUAGAGAUAUGCUCAAGAAAUGAGUUGUAUUUAAAAUUUUUCAGGCAUUCAUUUUCAUUUUAUUAGAAUAUUUUUUAGAAACUUCUGAUGUCACAAAUAUAGCAACUGAAGAAUGACUCGUUCUUUCUGUUUUAAAUCCAUUAAAUAAAAUUUUCAAUCUUUUAUAGCCA
Messenger RNA from Peromyscus californicus insignis, 3105 nucleotides. RefSeq names its product tubulin epsilon 1 (gene Tube1). Gene Ontology annotation, molecular function: GTP binding; structural constituent of cytoskeleton. Gene Ontology annotation, biological process: microtubule cytoskeleton organization; mitotic cell cycle. The transcript has 12 exons. Gene Ontology annotation, cellular component: microtubule; cytoplasm. The record is from RefSeq and is a predicted model, not a curated record. NCBI's taxonomy places the organism in Eukaryota, Metazoa, Chordata, Mammalia, Rodentia, Cricetidae. The coding region runs from base 103 to 1530 and encodes 475 amino acids.